This is a messenger RNA of Encephalitozoon cuniculi GB-M1, 720 nucleotides long. Its product is annotated as NAD kinase. NCBI's taxonomy places the organism in Eukaryota, Fungi, Microsporidia, Unikaryonidae. The record is from RefSeq and is marked provisional. Gene Ontology annotation, biological process: NAD+ metabolic process; NADP+ biosynthetic process. Bases 1 to 720 code for a protein of 239 amino acids. The transcript has a single exon. Gene Ontology annotation, molecular function: NAD+ kinase activity.
AUGGGGAGGUUUCUGCUGGUUGCCAAGAAAGACAAGGAUCAGGGAGUCGCGGAGAGGAUCAGGAACUCGCUGGACUGCCACACCUGCGACAGUGGAGCUGCAUACGACGGAAUCAUUGUCCUGGGUGGGGAUGGAACAGUGCUCAGAGCUGUUGCGCGCUAUCGAAGCCCACCCACUGUGUAUGCAGUAAACAGAGGAAGGGUGGGCUUUCUCUGCCCCAUCCCAUAUGCUGCAGUGGACGAGCUCAUCGCCAGACUGAAAGAUGGAAGGGAAAUGGGGUUUGUCGAGUUGAAGAGACUCUGUCUAGCGGGGAGACAUUACUUUCUCAACGAGGCUGUUAUAAAGCCGUCCUCCAUGGGGCUUGGAAGAUUCAGGAUAUCCAUUGACAACGUCUCGGUGAAGAUAAGAGGAGACGCCGUCAUAGUCGCAACAAGAACGGGGAGCAGUGCAUACAAUGCAUCUUUGAACGGCCCACUGCUUCUGUCUGAAGGGAUAAUUGUCAAUGUGGUGGCGCCAAACAGAUGCAGCUUCAAGCCGAUUGUGUGUGACAUUGGGUCCAGGGUCCGUGUAGAAGUCGAUGGUGAGCCUCUGAUUACACUGGAUGGAAUGCCGUGCCGGGAGAAGUCCCUUGACAUAUGCCAUGACGGAUCGACUGUGCGGUUUGGGCAUCUGGAUCAUUACGACGAAUCAGAGCGAGUAGAGGGGCUCUUUCUGCUUUGA